This is a messenger RNA of Chelmon rostratus (copperband butterflyfish), 1441 nucleotides long. RefSeq names its product zinc finger and BTB domain containing 25 (gene zbtb25). Gene Ontology annotation, biological process: negative regulation of transcription by RNA polymerase II; regulation of immune system process; regulation of cytokine production. The record is from RefSeq and is a predicted model, not a curated record. Gene Ontology annotation, molecular function: protein binding. Bases 68 to 1441 code for a protein of 457 amino acids. The transcript is spliced from 3 exons. Lineage: Eukaryota; Metazoa; Chordata; Actinopteri; Chaetodontiformes; Chaetodontidae.
AGAUCAUCUGCAGCAACAAAUCGGCUCCAGAACCUGAAGACAAUCUGCACAUUUCUGCGAGUGGGUCAUGGAGGUGUCGUCUCACAGCCUCUUCCUGCUGCAGCAGCUCAAUGUUCAGAGAGAGUUCGGCUUCCUGUGUGACUGCACCGUCGCCAUCGGAAACGUCUACUUUAAAGCUCACCGAGCCGUGCUGGCUGCCUUCUCCAACUACUUCAAGAUGAUCUUCAUCCACCAGUCCAGCGAGUGUAUAAAGAUCCAGCCCACAGACAUCCAGCCGGACGUCUUUAGCUACCUGCUGCACAUCAUGUACACGGGCAUGUGUCCCAAACAGCCGGUGGACCAGAGCCGGCUGCAGGAGGGCAUCAAGUUCCUUCACGCCUACCAGCUGUGCCGGAAGCCCGGCGAGGGUGCCGCUGACGCCGCCACCGACGUGGUUCGCAUGUCCAACCUGUACGGCAUCCAGAUCUCCUCCCAGCUGGCAAACAAGGAGGCGCCUGGAGUCCCGAAGUCCACCACAGUGUCCUGCGGGGCCCCCGACGAUGAACGCUCCUCUGGCCGGGGGGGACGGUCCCUCUCACAGUUGUCCCUUGCUGUUGGACUGGAGGGGGUCCCGUCAGACCGCCAGGCCUCGGUACAACGCAACGUCUGCUCUGUGGCAUCCGGAGAUGACUCGGAUAUCUCAACCCGCAUCAAGCAGGAGCGGCUGGAGGAGGAGGAAGGGGAGGACGGUGAGGGGGAAGAGGGCCAGGGGGCGGGGUCUCCGUCUCCAGCUCAGGGUAGCAGUCCCAGUCAGAGCCUCCUGUUCAAAGAACGCUCCCUAGUCCUGCUGUGUCCUCGCUGUGGAGAACGCUGCUCCUCCCCUGAGGGCCUACGGGAGCACCUGUUCAGCCAUGCUCUCGAUCCCACCCGCCUGAUGGAGGGGCUGUCGCAGGGCGGCGAGCUGGAUGCCGGUGCGGAGGAGGGGCCGCCGGGGGCCCAGGAGCAGCUGGAUGCAGGAUGUCUGGAGGAGGCACUGAGACAGAGCCAGGCGCUCGCUAAUCAGCUGGCUGCAGAGCUGAGGAGGAGCCGGGGGGGAGGAGGAGGGGGAGGGGGAGGGAGCAGCCCCACCCCCGCCGUCCUGCAUUCGCGCAAACGAAAGAUCGCCUGCGCCGUCUGCAGCCUACGCUUCUCCCACAAGAGCCAGCUGCAGGAGCACAUGUACACCCACACCGGCAAACCGUCCCGCUACCACCGCUACAACCGCCUCUGCAGCCAGCUUUUCCAAGCCUCCGCCCACUUCUGCGAGGGCGCCGCAGAGCACGGGGGAGGGGGCGGAGCCUCGGCCGGCACCGCCGCGCUGUCUGAGGAGACCAACAGGGACACUCAGGACAACGGCAGCUCCUGCUACUCCCUGGACUCAGAGAUCUCUCAGGAGAGCGUGGAUGGCGUGCCGGUCGAAUGA